Molecule: messenger RNA, 942 nt
Organism: Puntigrus tetrazona (Sumatra barb)
Lineage: Eukaryota; Metazoa; Chordata; Actinopteri; Cypriniformes; Cyprinidae
Gene: mxtx1
Product: mix-type homeobox gene 1
Exons: 3
Coding region: 1-942 (313 amino acids)
Molecular function (GO): DNA binding
Source: RefSeq, a predicted model, not a curated record
AUGUGGAAAGACAGUAUCGACGCAUCUGCUAAAACAUCUGGAAGCGGUGCUGUAGCAAGAAGCGCAAGUCGCAGGAAGAGAACAAGCUUCUCAAAGGAACAUGUUGAGCUUCUCCGUGCCACAUUUGAGACAGACCCUUAUCCAGGAAUCAGCCUCAGAGAGAGUCUCUCCCAAACUACAGGCCUACCGGAGUCUCGCAUACAGGUAUGGUUUCAGAAUAGGAGGGCUCGCACGUUGAAAUGCAAGGGUGGAAAGAAGCCGCUGUGGCAGUCCGAAUCACCGUAUAGUGCAAUGCAGAAUUCGCCGCUUCAGCUACACUCUUCUAAUAGCAACAACAGCGAGUCUGGUGCAGGUGUCGGGCCUUUGUGCACUCCACCACCAGCGUAUCCCAAUCACAUUAAGGAAGAAAUGGAAAGGGAUGGACUUUAUGGAUGUGACACUCCAUCUUCCUUGUCAGUCGGCGACGAUUCCGGCUACUGCACCCCUUCAUACGGACACCAUCAGGCCAGAGCCGUGAACUCUCACUGCAGCCCUCCUUUGCUGAGCCCAGAGCAUCAGAUACCUUCAAACUGGGCUAACAGGCAUGACAGGAGGUCACCUAUGAGCUCCACGUGGAAUUCAUAUCAUCUUGACGCCUAUGGCUGCAAUCCCACCUCCAUCCAAGGCUUUUUUUACUCUCCGUCUGAAAAACGCAACAGCCUUCAGCCGCUGACCCCUGUUACCCCAGACUCGGGCUGCUGGGAGGGUGGUUUGGAGAGAACUCCUCCAGCCGCAGAUAACCCAGACGUUCAGAGGAUGGAGGAAAGCAGGAUUCACCACGGGCCUCUGCCUGAGCUGCCGGCCCUGUCCCUACAGGAGAUCCUGGGAGAGCUGCAAGGAGACUGGUGGCAGGGUGAAGGACUAAACAGCCAAUCUUCUGAGGACAAGCACGUGUAUGGCUGA